This is a messenger RNA of Tribolium madens (black flour beetle), 2923 nucleotides long. RefSeq names its product protein zer-1 homolog. The record is from RefSeq and is a predicted model, not a curated record. Gene Ontology annotation, cellular component: Cul2-RING ubiquitin ligase complex. The transcript is spliced from 8 exons. The coding region runs from base 197 to 2533 and encodes 778 amino acids. NCBI's taxonomy places the organism in Eukaryota, Metazoa, Arthropoda, Insecta, Coleoptera, Tenebrionidae.
CAUUUUAUGUCAUGGUUGAAAAUAUGUCAAAAUGUCAAAAAUUACUCAAUAACAAAAAUAGUUCGGAAAACAUCUGGAAAAGUGUUGUGAAAAAUUAAACGCGUCAACGGYCUUCGUUCACGUUGGAUUCGUGUGUGCACCCCCAUGCUCAAAUGUCAUGUUUCUCCAAGGAAUUGACUAGCUUAAUCCCGAAAAAAUGCUUCAAUCCAAAUGUCGGCAUUCGAGUGCUUUACCUUUAGAAACCUGUUCAUUUUGCAACUCGUCAUCACCCGAGAGCCUCCUUGACAUCUGUUUCAACUACAUCAACAAUAACCUAGACACGAUAUGCGUCUCGUGCGAGAUCACAGGCGGUUUGAGGCUCAAAGAGGGGGUCCACCUGCCCGUUGAGAUCUGCGAGAAGUUCCUCAAYGUGCGCUCGAAUAGCCUCUCGCGAGUCAACUCGAAUUUCAUCCACAUAUUUAGAGAUAGACAAAGCACAAGGCUCAAACGAGUGCGGUUACGUGACAUUGAUAUCACAGAUAGGGACUUGGAGAUUUUACUGAGACACCGGUUGUCAGAACUGGACGUUUCUUACGUCCCCAACUUGACUUCAGGGUGCAUCAAACACUUGACUGAAUAUGGAACGUUUCUCACUUCGCUUACAAUUGGCGAAGAAGCKGAAAUUUUCCCCACAAACAUUUUCGGGAAACUGAAAUUCACGGAGGAACAUUACGACCGAGGCUUUAUUUUUCUCGCCCCCAGCUUGAAAAAGCUCUCCCUGAAGCGACUCCACGCUCUUCAGCCCGAUUUCUACGUUUUGUUAUUGAGGCAUUUGGCGUCUUUGACCCACUUGGAUUUGUCAGGAUGUAGCGAUUUGGACAGUUUUGAGUACACGGAGCACCUCGUCAACUUGACCUCGUUGGUGUUGUACAACGUCUCGGGGCUGGAAAAUAUGGUCCCUGCGAUUUGCAAGUUGAAGUCGUUGAGACACCUUGAUAUAUCACAGUCCAGAGAGGAGAAUGGCAGAUAUGAAAACGGGGGGCAAAUUCUUACUACGAUUGUUAAUAAUCUUCCAAAACUGACAUCACUUGAUAUUUCUGGGACGAAUUUGGCGGGGCGAGGGGUGGCAGAUGCGUCUUUGGGGCCUGUCGCUUCAGACAUCCCAGCGUUGAGUUCGAGGAUGAAUAACCCGUUUCAGUAUUUGGGRCUGUAUGAAACAUCACACGAUGCCUGUCUCAGGCACGAUAUUCCUGCGAAAUUGAUUGCAGGAAACGCGAACGAAGAGCAAAUCUUAGUCGCAGCGUUGGCUUUCCUUGACCGCACCGACAUGCUUCAGAAAGUCCUCAAUGAGCUUUUUCAUCUGUUACGUUUCGAGAGUUGUGCCUACGUAGGUCAAGCUUUAAACAUUGUUUUGGACGCAAUGAAUCGACAUUUGACCGAAAGACAUGUCCAAAUAUCGGGCAGUGCUACACUUUUUUACAUCGUUAAAGGAACCGGGAAACAGCUUCACGAYGCAGUCAGGGUAAAAAGACGAAUAAUUACGGCUUUAUUAAACGGAAUGAGUGUACAUAGGACGGAUGAGACGAUGAUGAGGAAUGGGUGCUUGACUUUGUGUCAAUUUAAAAUACCUUCGGAUGUGUUGUUUGAUUACGAACGAUUGGUCGAUAUUCUGCUACAUUCGGUGCAUGGAAUGGCUCAAGAAAGUUUCGUUCAGAGGAUAGGAAUAUAUCUUUUGAAUUCUUUAGCUUGUCAGGUCGAUAGGCAACAAAAAGCGAAAUUAGGAGAACUUGGAGCUAUUGAUAAAAUGAUAUGGUUGAUUGCUGAUAGACUGGAAAGAGGACACUGUGAUGAUGUUUUAGAAGUGGCUUGGUCAACCAUGUGGAACGUCACCGAUGAAACGCCUUCUAAUUGUAGAAAAUUUUUAGAAAUCAAGGGAAUGGAGUACUUCCUACAGUGUCUUGAGAAAUUCCCCAACAAAGACGAACUCCUGAGAAACAUGAUGGGGCUGUUGGGYAACGUGGCAGAAGUCCGCGAAUUGCGCCACUUUCUCGUCACGUCGAAAUACCUGACUGUUUUUUCGGACCUUUUGGAUUCGCGUAGUGACGGAAUUGAAGUGAGUUACAACGCCGCUGGAGUCAUAUCACACAUUGCUUCAGACGGUCCAGACGUCUGGCUUGUUUUUCAACCUACUAGGGCUUACGUUUUGAAUAAAAUGGUGCGUGCCAUCGACCGAUGGGAUUUAAAUUCGCAAAGGAAUAUUAAUUAUCGUUCGUUUGAACCGAUUUUAUACUUGGUCAAGGUUUAUCACACACCCGAGUGUCAGAAAUGGGCCGUUUGGGCGCUGGCCAACAUGACCAAAGUUUAUCCCGAAAAGUACUGCACCUUGAUCGAGAAAGAGGGCGGUUUGGAGUUGCUACAAGAAUUGAUCGAGCACCCCUCGCCCCCGGCACCGGUGAAAAAUUUAGCUCAUAUGGUGAUAGAGAACUGCAGGAGGUUCAAGGAGCAGGAAUGGACGGAUUUGGAGGCACACGUGGAGGUCCAGCUCGACGGUUGAUUUGUUAUUUUUUUUAUAUUUACUUUAUCAAUAUUGAAGGAAAAUUCUCUUGUGAUUACGUUAAUUAUAUAAUUAUAUAUUUUUUUUAUUUCUUCAGGGGUAACCGUAACCACAUUUAUUGCGCAUGUGGACUGUUAGUUGAGUAAUUACUGUACAUAAUUUAUUUCCAAUAUGAUGUAUUAAAUGGGUUAGCCUUACUCUGUGGAAUUAGUUUCUCUAUUUUAUCAUGACAUUAUUAUUUUUAUGUUAUUAUUUAUGCCAUUUAAUUAUAUUUUAUUUAUAUAACUUUAGGUUUUUUAUCUGUCCUAUWAUCACCCGUGUUUGCGGAAGUCGUGUGAAGGCACUUUUCGGCGAAUUUGUUACAGCUUGAAUAAAUAAUUUAAUAAAUCA